AUGACAAGUAUGCACAACGAACUCACUCUCCAACAUGAAGAUAAAAGACAGAAACAAGCCAAGAAGACGAUCAGCUUCUACAAAUACAACUUCAGCUUCAGGGAGCCUUAUCAGAUCCUGCUCGACGGAACUUUUUGUCAGGCAGCGCUGAAAAACAAGAUCCAGAUCAAAGAGCAGAUGCCCAAAUAUCUGAUGGGGGAGGUGCAGCUCUGCACCACCAGCUGUGCUCUGAAGGAGCUGGAGACGCUCGGGAAGGAGCUGUACGGAGCCAAAAUCAUCCUGCAGAGGUUUCAGGUCAGGAGGUGUCCCCACCUGAAGAGCCCUGUCCCGGCUUCAGAGUGUCUGCUGUCCAUGCUGGAGGAAAACAACCCACACCACUACUUUGUGGCUACGCAGGACCACCCCCUGACCACCGGCCUGAAAGCGAUCCCGGGCGUCCCCCUGUUCUACAUCAUCCUCAACACCAUCGUGCUGGACAAGCCCAGCCAGGCGUCCCUGGACCACGUCCAGGCCGUGCAGCUGGGAGAGCUGGUCAGCCCGGCCCAGCAGCGGAGCAUCUGCAGCCUGAAGGAGGAGCAGGGCAUCGGGCAGAAGGACGGCGAGCAGCGCAAGAAGAGGAAGAGGAAACAGAGCAACCCCAACCCGCUGAGCUGCCUCAAGAAGAAGAAGAAGAAAGGGGUGCCGACGCCGCCGCUGAAGAAGCCGGAGGAGGGGGCGAAAAGGAAGAGGAGUCGACACAAGAAGCGGAGAACAGAGGGAGGAGACAUGGAGGCUGCUCCUGCAGCUACAAGCACAUGAUGCUGCAGGCACAGAGACUAACUGUAUAAUGUCUGAAGAUGUAAAAUACACCAGUCCGACACAGCUGGCUGAAAUCCUGCAAUUUUUCAGAUGAAAUGCUCAUUUCCUCUCAACAGGAGCCACAAAGAGCAGUGUGGCCAUAAUGUUUUGGCUGAUGAGCAUGUCCUUGUGCAGACUAGCUGGUCUAUGUGACAAUAAAAGAAACAUUUCUUACACGUUUU
Messenger RNA from Salarias fasciatus (jewelled blenny), 1019 nucleotides. It is a transcript of the gene utp23, whose product is annotated as UTP23 small subunit processome component. The coding region runs from base 1 to 798 and encodes 265 amino acids. NCBI's taxonomy places the organism in Eukaryota, Metazoa, Chordata, Actinopteri, Blenniiformes, Blenniidae. The transcript has 4 exons. The record is from RefSeq and is a predicted model, not a curated record. Gene Ontology annotation, cellular component: small-subunit processome.